This is a messenger RNA of Lactuca virosa, 447 nucleotides long. The record is from the annotation of a GenBank genome assembly. NCBI's taxonomy places the organism in Eukaryota, Viridiplantae, Streptophyta, Magnoliopsida, Asterales, Asteraceae.
AUGCCUCCCACCACUGGCCGCCGCCACCAUCCACCCAAUCAUUCUCCGACCAACCAUCGAAUGACGUUGAAGACCGGCCGAGAAGGAAACGAAGCUGAAUCAGUGAAGAUCGAAGGAGUGGCGUCGUGGCGGCCGCCGUUCGUGAGUCUCCAACUGCAUUCUCUAUCUCCGCCGACGACACAACUGCUGCUGAUGCUCCAUUGCCAUCGACGGGUUGAGGGCGAUGACAGCGACCGAAGAUGGGCGGAGGGAGACGGUGACCGAAGAUGGGCUGAGGGAGACGGUGGCCAGAUAUGGACAGAAAAAGGUGAUGACAUCCGUCCAGUAAAACACCCCAAAAAACAAUAUGUUUUGUAUAGGUUUAAAAGAAAUUUCUCCAAAAAGGCGGGCACACAACAACAGAAACGGGAAGCAUCCACCUACAAACAUAUGAUCCGAUGCAAUUGA